Tricharina praecox is the source of this 2061-nucleotide messenger RNA. RefSeq lists its product as uncharacterized. Lineage: Eukaryota; Fungi; Ascomycota; Pezizomycetes; Pezizales; Pyronemataceae. The record is from RefSeq and is a predicted model, not a curated record. Bases 1 to 2061 code for a protein of 686 amino acids. The transcript has 2 exons.
AUGGAUAAAGCACGCAGCGUGCAGAUGAGUAAACGCGGUGCAGAAAACGGCGAGAACACCAGCGAGAAACAACCCAAAGCUGCUACGCGUUCCCCACUGGCGUCAGUAACUAACAACGUCGUCCCACCGAAGACCAAUCCCGCUGCCAUUCCCUUGCCGAGAUAUCGUAUGGGAUCUGGAUCGGGAUCUGACACCCUUCGGUUGAAGAAACGGAGAUGCGGCACCUCCGACCCGAAGAACAUAGACACAAACACAAACACUCCAUCUCCUGAAGGACCGAGUAGUCGAAGGGUGCGAUUGACGGACGAUAGCCCACUCACACCUGCUGCUGCCCCAGCCACCGAGAUGAAUGUUUCGACGGAGUUGAACCAGACGAAGAAGACGAAGGACUCCAAGGAGUCGAAUGAAACGAAUGAAUCCAAAGAUUCGAAGAUGACGAAGGAGUCCAAAGAGAAGAAUGAUUUCACUGAGAAGAAGGAGUCGACCGAGAAGAAGUCGACCGAGACGACCGACUUGAAGGAGCUGAAGGAGAGGAUAUCACGGCUAUCCGAGAAUUUGAUGGCACGAGGACGCAGCCCUAGCACGAGUGCAGUGAAGGCGGGUUUCAAUAUGCCGAUUGAAACACAGAGGCAGUGGUGGUCCGGGGAGACGGUGGGAGGGGAAGGGAACCGUGAAAUGAACGGUUUUAAGACCAGUCUCGAUACCUUCAGGGAGAAGCUCGACGAGCCGUUUGAUAAGCAGGGGUGGCGAAAAUCCGAGAAGUCGAAGGAAUCGAAAGAUUCGAAGGAGACAGAGGCGAAGAGCGAGCCGGUGGAGAUGAGCGAGACGGAGGAGAAGAGCGAGCCAAAGAAGAAGAACGAGCAGAAGGACGUGAAGCCCGUGAGGGAGUCGAUAGCACGGCUAUCCGAGAAGCUUCUGGUACGUGAAGGCGACCUUGGCACGGAUGUAUUUCAGCUGUCAUUCGAUAAGAAUAUUGAAACUCAGAUGCGGUGCGGCUCGGAGGAGCUGGUGGCAGUUGCACGCAGGCAUGGCAUGGAUUCGUAUAAGACGGGACUCAAUGAUUUCAGGGCCAGUCUCAACGAGAAGGUUGAGAAGCAGAAGAAGCGAACCGAGGAGCUGGUGCGAGCUCAACACAGGCGGAACUUGGAUUCCUAUAAGACGGGACACGUUGUCUUUCGGGAGAGACUGAAUUCGAAGGUUGAGGGUAUGAGGCGGCAGCGAUUCGAGAGGAUGAAGAAUGCUGCAACGAAGAACGCCCAGGAAAAAGCUCAACUGGGAUGGGUGAUAACGAAAGACAAGGAAGGAAGAUUGGGCCUAGAGAGGAAGAACGUGUCUCCUUGCACGAGACAGAGCUUGAGCUCGCAUGCCAGAUUCGUGGAUGCAGCGGAGACCAAAUCCGUCGAGGACCGCAGAACAGGACAGAGAGUUACAUCUUCCCCGCUCGCGCUAGCAUCCAAUGGAGUCGUGGUAGUGAGAGCAACGCCCGCUAUCCUCCCACCGAGAUUGGGCUUUGGGUCCGGGUCCGACUUCAGUCUGUCGAGGAAACGGCGACGGAGCAGCUCCGAUUCCACAGGCUCUCUAGUAGAGCCGGAUAAUCGACGAGUACGAUUUACGAACGAUGAUGAUGCACCCGCACCCGCUCGGCGUCCGAAGCCCACGCCAUCAUACACGCAAAUGGUGACCUCGCGCAGUUACGUCCCGCCGCCCGCAAACACCUGGCCAGCGAAAGGUCUCCUCCGAGCCCCGGCAGUCUUCGACUUCGCGCCGGACACCCGUAGCUCUCCGAACCGAUUUCAGCGUCCGGAUGCGGAAUCCCCGCUUCUUACCCUCACGAGGGAGGAUAAGUGCAGGAUCAGGAAGCUGCAGGAGUUGAAGGCGGAGUUUGAUCUGACUAGGGCCAGAGCCAGGUCGAUCGUUCAUCAGGCGGAUGUGAUUAUGGACGAUUUCUCCCCGAGGUUGAGGGGGAAGAUCGAGAGCAUGGGGGUCGGGCCGGAUCCGACGCAGGGCCUGGGCUUCGACGAGGAGGACAACGGGGAGAAUGAGGACGACGAGGACGAAUAG